AUGCUGAUCAUGCGAUACCUGUCAGUGAGUAAAGAGCCUGUGCUCAUGUUUUCGGAUUCCGGCUGUACGGGAACACUGACACCGGUCUGCGAGUCACUGGCAGGUGCUCGUCAUGUGGGGUACUAGCCUCUCGCUCGCUUGGGGCCAAACGGUGACGAAUGGCACGGUGAUGUCGGCUAGCGGGAACAUCACCGAAACCAAUUCGGCAAGGGUAGCGAGCACAGGUUUCUCCACAGUCAGCUUGACAUCCCUCUCGACAGCCACACUAGUGAACGGCACCUCGGCGUCCGCUCUGUCGUCACCAGUCGCCGCAGCGACGACAACGUCGAACUUCAGUCGUCCAAUCAUCGCCACCACUCCGGCAGAGUUCAGCAACACCGCUUUCACGGCUGUCGCCCCUGGAGCCACCGGAACAGUAGUGAGUGGACCAAAUGACUCGUACGUUUCUUUUGUUCUCCAUUUCAUCCGAGGACUGGGGCCCUCUCAAGUUGUUCGCUUCGGUGCUCGGCGGAUCCGGAUUAAUCUCACCAGGCGCCCGGCAUUGCCCUCCCUUUACGAAUAUACAAACCAGAUACAUUGCCGCUGCUCUUCCGCAACGCAAAGUUCCCUUUUCGAUGAUGGUGCUCGGCCUGAGUAUUUGCGCACGGCUCAUAUUCUUUCAAGGCUGA
This is a messenger RNA of Microbotryum saponariae, 668 nucleotides long. Lineage: Eukaryota; Fungi; Basidiomycota; Microbotryomycetes; Microbotryales; Microbotryaceae. The record is from the annotation of a GenBank genome assembly.